Molecule: messenger RNA, 825 nt
Organism: Myotis brandtii (Brandt's bat)
Lineage: Eukaryota; Metazoa; Chordata; Mammalia; Chiroptera; Vespertilionidae
Gene: GHRH
Product: growth hormone releasing hormone
Exons: 5
Coding region: 408-728 (106 amino acids)
Biological process (GO): growth hormone secretion; positive regulation of multicellular organism growth; positive regulation of cell population proliferation
Cellular component (GO): terminal bouton; perikaryon; extracellular region
Molecular function (GO): growth hormone-releasing hormone receptor binding; neuropeptide hormone activity; peptide hormone receptor binding
Source: RefSeq, a predicted model, not a curated record
GAUCUCAGAAGGUAAACGAGCCCUUGGUGUUUUCACUGGAAGGAGUCCUCCAAUUAUUAGAGUAGCAGUACCAGACUCUCUGUUCUUCUUGGAAUCAUAUUCUAACUUUGUGCUCUGUCCACUCGCUCAGAGAAAAAGGGAUAGUCCAAUCUGAGUCUCAGUUUGUAAGGGGCAAACCUCUUUCCCCUGUUAGGGCUUGUCAGUGUGAUGCUAAAAAUGGUCCUUUGGUUGACUUGUGAGUAAUUGAUUCUCUGACGCUGACAACACUUAGGAAAAUGAAGGUAUAAAUGAUGGCAGUGCCGCGCAGCCACCGAAGCAAACGGCGAGCUGAGGGCCGUGGAACUGGAGCAGCGCCUCAUAGCAGAGGGAGACCUGCCACAUCACAGGUGCCACCACAAGGGUGAAGGAUGCCGCUCUGGGUGUUCUUCCUCAUGGUCCUAACUCUCAGUGGUGGCUGCCACUGCUCCUCACACUCCCCGACCCUCAGGAUGCCACGGUAUGCAGAUGCCAUCUUCACCAACAGCUAUCGGAAGGUGCUGGGCCAGCUGUCUGCCCGCAAGCUGCUCCAGGACAUCAUGAGCAGGCAGCAGGCAGAGAGAAACGAGGAGCAAGGAGCAAAGGUGUUGCUUGGGCGUCAGGUGGACGGCAUGUGGGAAGACCAAAAGCAGAUGGCAUUGGAAAGCAUCCCGGCAACCCUGUCGCAGAAGCUCAGGAAUUCCCAAGGAUGAAGAGUCUGCCUGUGUUUUAUGCUGCCUGGAGCCAAAACACCAUCCAGUUCAUCCUAUUUAAUUUUUGACCUACUUUUUCUUUUAUAAAUACAAUAAA